AUUUGUUUUUCUCUCUGUUUUAAAGAAUUAUUCAGUCUACAGAUAUAUACAAGAGGGGGUUGUUGAAGCCCUAAAACCUGCAAUCUGAGUGGGACAAAAUGGGAGAGGCUCUAUUCGAACUUGAACAAAUUCUUCGAUCUAAACAGGGGAAUUUGACUAGUCAAGAAUCAAUUGUGCUUAUGACUUGCAAAGCAAAUGCCCUCAAGGAUUUUACCAUUGGGGCUGGUGCUGGUGCCGGUAUAGUGUGGCUAGCAACCCGAAGGCUAAGUAAUUUACUUCGGAUCAACCUUUCAGGAGGAGCUGCUGCAUUUUCUGGAUUGUGGAGAUUCGGUAAGUCGCUAGAUUCAUGCGUUGAGCAUAUCCUUGCCCUGGAUGGAAGCCAGAUGCAAAAGGAGUUAGCAAAUAUAAUACUGAAAAAGUAUCGGAAUGAUCCACGGACCAUGCAGCUUGUCUCCAAGCAUUUCUAUUCAGAGAAGGUUUUCGAUGAUUCAUCCUCAGAUCAGCCAAAACUAAGAUGGCGUUAUCGGAAUUUUUUUGGUGAUAAUGUUGUUCAUUCUCAGCAGACACAUGACGAUGACUCUUACAAUGACAAGACUGAUUCAGUGAAGAAUGAUGUGGAGAAGACCAGUUUGGAGCACAAGCAACAUCUUACGAAUCAAAGCGUGGAUGCAAUGGCAAACCCUUUUGACUGUGUUUUAGGUCUCCCGGGAAGGGUUGAGGAGAUUCCUCACGCUACUACCUCCACUGCGUCUCCCAAAAGACAUGGCCGCAGCCACAAAAAGGCCCACCGUAGACGUCGAAUGCGCCAUCAGGAAGUUUCUUCAGAUUCUGAACAUGCUUAGGCUUAUAAAUUGACUGAUUAUGGCGAAUUUUUAGUUUGACAUUUGGGAGGUGGAGAACUAUCUUCAAGGAUUUGUAUACUUCCAGUUACAUUAACAUUAAUUAUGCCAUUUUUAAAAAAAAUUUCUUAUUUGUAAAUUAUGUUUCCUUUUAAUGAUAUAAAUGUCGAUCAGAGUACACCGA
Messenger RNA from Cornus florida, 1023 nucleotides. RefSeq lists its product as uncharacterized. Lineage: Eukaryota; Viridiplantae; Streptophyta; Magnoliopsida; Cornales; Cornaceae. The record is from RefSeq and is a predicted model, not a curated record. The transcript has 6 exons. The coding region runs from base 99 to 842 and encodes 247 amino acids.